AUGUCUAAAAAUAGUAAGGCCUCUGGAGUUGACCAGGAGGAGGGAGAAGGUAAAAAGUCAGACUCUACCCAGAUAAAUGUGGACAGAAACCUCGGUGAAACUGACAUUAAAGCCGCCAAAGUGGGCAACUUGGAAGGUGGGAAUUCCCCACAUAGAAAGUCAGAGCACACCAAAGCUUCCGGGGACGGUAAAAAUGUCAGCAGGGGUCUGGUUGACACCGCGGCGCCAUUUGAGUCUGUCAAAGAGGCUGUCACCAAGUUUGGAGGAAUUGUGGAUUGGAAAGCUCACAAGUCUCUUGCUCUUGAGGUAGAAGUUGCUGAGACUGCGGCCGUCAUUCAUUAAUCAAAUGUUUUGAAUCGAAAGCUCCAUAUUAUAGAGAUUAAUGCUACUUGAAAUUAUUAUUUGAUGAUAUGUUUACAAUACUCUUUCUGCUAUUAUUUCAUGGAAGUUACCGAAUUUUGUUCUUAUGCUAUUGAUAAUUAGGAAAAUGCUCAGAUGAUUGAUGUUUAAUUAAUGAAAUGCAAUCUUCGGUGAGAUUUUGGAUUCAAAAUAUUCGAUGUUUCUCCUCUUUUUUUUUAAAUUAUUAAUUAGUUUCAUGUAUUAGAAAAAUGACUGACUGAUGCUGUCUCCAUGUUUGACCAAUUUCUUUCGGUUCUCGUCUGCCAAUAAGUAUGUGUCUGCUGCCCAUUAAAAUUUAAAUAAGAGGUUUUUCCCGAAAUUUAUUUGAAAAAAAUCUUAAAUAAAAUAUCUUGGAAAGUGGAAAAUGCUACAAGGUUUUCCCUCUUAAUUUUCAUAUAGAUGCUAAAAUUAUUAAUCGAAUAAUUUCUCCAUCCAAAGAGAACUAGUUUCUUGAUGAGUUAUGCAUUUUAGUAGACUACUAUAAUGUAAUUAUAUUUUUUUCGAGGAUUUAUUCUCCAUGUUUUUCCAUAUUUUUUUCUACAUUCAUGUGUCUAUAAUAUUUUUAUCCUGCCCAUUAAAUCAAAUUUCUUGACGGAUAAUUUAAAAAAUUUAUGAAUUUAUUGACGAACUAUUCUCCAUGUUUUUCGUUUUCUUCUUCCUUUUUCAUCUUCUACUACUCAUAAUUUUCAAGUAGAAGUUGUAACUUUGAAUCAGAUAGUUUCCCGAUAUGCAGAGACAGAUAAUCUGAGAUAAUUAUAUAUUUUUUAUUUUUUAUUUUUUGCAGAGGCAGAAGCAGGUCCAGCUCGAGCUGGAGAAGGCGGCAGCAGAGAUCCCCGAGUUCCAACGGCGGUCGGCGGCGGCAGAAAAGGCGAAGAUGGAGGCUCUCCUGGAGCUGGAGACGACCAAGAGGGCCAUUGAAGAGCUCAAGCUGAGCCUGGAGAGCUCCCAAAGAGCGGAGGCCCAGGCCAAGCAGGACUCCGAGCUGGCUCAGCUCCGGGCGGCGGAGAUGGAGCGGGGGAUCGCCGCCGACGCCAGCGUUGCCGCCAAGACCCAGCUGGAGGUCGCCAGGGCCCGCCAUGUGGCCGCUAAGGAUGAGCUAGCGGCAGUGAGGGAUGAGCUGGAGGGCCUGAGAGCCCAGCUGGUGGCCCUGGCGGCGGAGCAGGCGGCAGCGGCGGAGCGGGCAGCGACAGUGGUCUUUGCCGCCAGGGAGGCGGAGAGGGCGGCGGAGGAGUUGACUUUGGAGCUGAUUAUGGCGAAGGAGGCCCUCGAGGCGGCGCAGGCGGCGCAUCUGGAAGCCGAGGAGCACAGAAUUGGAGCUUCCAUGGCGAGGGACCAGGAUCUGUUCAACUGGGACAAGGAGCUGAAGCAGGCGCAGGAGGAGGUUGACCAUCUGGGGGAGCAGCUCGCGCAGGCGAGGGACCUGAAGUCAACGCUGGAGGCGGCCACUGGGUCGCUGGUGGGCCUGAAGGGUGAGCUGGCAGCGUUCACAGAGGCGGCGUUGACCCAGGAGCCGGAGGACAAGAAGGAGCUGGAUGAAGUCAAAGUGAGCAUCGAGAAGGCGAGGGAGGAAGUCAACUUCCUGAAAGUGGCCUCCGCAUCGCUGGCGGCGGAGCUGGAGAAGGAGAACGCGGCACUGGCCCCGAUGAGGCAGAGGGAGGGGAUGGCCUCCGUGGCGGUCGCCUCCCUUGAGAUGGAGCUCGAAAGGGUCAACGCAGAGAUAGAGGCGGCCAAGUCAAAGGAGAAAGGAGCCCGGGAGGACAUGGUGGAGCUGCCCAGGGAGUUGCAGAGGGCCGCCAUGGAAGCCGACGAGGCCAGGUCGGCGGCGCUGGCGGCGCAGGAGGAGCUGAGGAAGGCCAGGGAGGAGCUCGAACAGGUCAGCGCCACCGUGAACACAGUGGAGAGUAGACUUCUCGCCGCCGUGAAGGAGAUGGAGGCGGCGAAGGCGACGGAGAAGCUAGCGGCGGCAGCGGCGAGGGCCUUGCAGGAGAGCGAGCAGGCGGCUAUCAUGGAGCCGGCCGCCGGCGAGGGCGGCGGCGCCGCCGUGACCCUCCCGGUGGAGGAAUACCUGAUCCUGAGCAAGAGAGCGAGAGAGGCGGAGGAGCUGGCCAGCGAGAAGGUCAGCGCUGCCGUGUCGCAGAUAGAGGUGGCGAAGGCCUCGGAGACGAGGAGUUUGGAGGCCUUGGCGGCCGCCAUGGCGGAGCUGGCGGUGAAGAAGGAGGCGCUGAAGGCGGCGACGGAGAGGGCCGACAAGGCGAAGGAAGGAAAGCUGGCGGUGGAGCAGGAGCUUCGGGCGUGGAGAUCGGAGCACGUGCAGCGGAGAAAAUCAGGCGUCGGCGCCCGAUCCGCCGCCGUGGCAGCAGCGCCGUCGGCGAAUUCUCCCCAGCCUCCGAGCCCUCCGACAGUCGUCGAGGAGCCCCCACCGCCGAAGCCAGCGGCGCCGCCCACUUAUCCGGCGGAGCCAUCCCCGCCGAAGACUUACCUAAGGGAGAGCAGAGAAGGAGAUGCGGCGGCGGCGCCGCCGGAGACGAAGGCCAGGAAGAAGAAGUCCCUGUUCCCCCGCCUCUCCACCUUUUUGGGGAAGAAGAAGACGUAA
This is a messenger RNA of Spirodela intermedia, 2992 nucleotides long. NCBI's taxonomy places the organism in Eukaryota, Viridiplantae, Streptophyta, Magnoliopsida, Alismatales, Araceae. The record is from the annotation of a GenBank genome assembly.